GACUCCAAAGACUCCACAAGCUCUCCUUCAAGGGAUAAUGAUAAGCGGAGCAUAUUCCGAGGCUCUGUUCUUGGCGCGUUUAUAAAGUGGUGCAAGUCGCCAUCAGCCCCUCAUACUGUGUUAGCACUUCGUACGGAGUCAGUGGAGCGGGGCACUUAUCGACACUGGAUGAAUACGAUUGAUCCUAUGCCCAUCUUCUCUACAACACUAUCUAGUCUAUCUCGGCAGUUAUAGAUGGUUGCUGAGUAGCGUUUUAAUCAUCAGUCAUGGCACGCAAAUACCUAGGGGGCUCGGGUGAGCGAUUAACUGUUUGGAUCUCAAUCGCUGCCAGUACAGUGCUAGUAUUUUACGGGUACGACCAAGGCGUCUUUGGCAAUGUCAUCAUUUCAGAAAACUUCCUUCAAACUUUCGGCCACCCGUCCGCGGACAUGCAGGGGACUAUGACGUCCAUUUAUAAUAUCGGGUGUUUCAUUGGUGCGAUGAGCACUGUAUGGACAGGUGACAUUCUCGGCCGACCACGACAGAUCAUACUUGGCUCGGCGAUUAUAGGGAUCGGAGCCAUUAUUCAAACAUGUAGCUGGACUGUCGCGACCAUGAUGGUUGGUCGUAUCGUUGCAGGACUUGGCACCGGAAUGAACACUUCAACCGCUGGUGUAUGGCAAGCAGAAACGAGUAAGAUGAACAGCCGAGGAAAGCUUGUUAUCAUUCAGAUGGCCAACUGCAUCACUGGAUUUAGUAUUUCAAACUGGCUCACUCUCGGCUUCUCUUUUGCGCCACGCGACAUCGCAUGGCGCUUCCCGCUUGCCUUUCAACUCUUCUUCACCCUCUGUAUAUUUGCCAUGUGCCCAUUUCUACCAGACUCGCCGCGUCUCCUCAUCCGAAAAGGCAAGCACCAAGAAGCACUAGAAGUUCUUGCAGUACUUGAGGGCCAUGGAGCAACACCCGAGUCAGCUUCUGUUAUUACCCAGUACAACAUCAUCAAAGACAUUCUGGAUCGCGAGAAUAUGAACACAUACACCUGGGUGCAGCUGCUCACUGGAAAAGGUCCAAGUGGCGUAUUGCGACGCAUGCUCUUGGGGGCGUAUAUGCAAGCAAUGAACCAAAUCAGCGGAAUCAAUGUAACUUCGUACUACAUGAGUUACAUUUUCAUCAACGCUCUAGGCAUCUCAGAACUGCUGUCGCGUAUCCUGGCCGCAGCAGGUUCAGUAGACUACCUGAUCUUCGCUUGUUUGGCAUACUUUGUCAUUGAGCGGUACGGGCGCCGGAAAGUCAUGAUGGUUUCCGCGGGCGCAUGCUCCGUCUGCUGGAUUGUCAUAGCGGCAUCCCAGGGGCAGACGGAAGCUGGUGGAGACUCGUACAAGCUUGGAAUUGUCGCUGUUUCAUUCUUCUUCGUAUUUUUCGCUAGCUUCGGUAUGGGUGUUCUAGGUGUUCCGUGGCUGUACCCCACUGAGAUCAAUGCGCUCGAAAUGCGAACAAAAGGUGCAUCGCUCGCCAUGGCCACUAACUGGAUCUGCAACUACGGCGUUGUGCAAGCUACUCUUCCAGGCAUCCAGAACCUUGGGUACAAGUUCUGGAUCAUUUGGGCCGUUAUUUGCUUUUCUUUCAUCCCAGCCACAUACUUUCUUUACCCAGAGACAGCUAAUCGGACCCUGGAAGAUAUUGAUCGCUUCUUUGAAACGAAGCCUGGUAUCUUCGUUCAUCGUAAUAAGCUCGCUGUCCAACUACAUCGUCCUAUUGAAUUUAUCGAAGCCGACGAAAGAAUUGCCACGCAUGAGCAGACGAAAAUCUCCGAAGAAAACAAGGAAAUGAGUGCGGAGUACGUGGAGAAGAAGGAGACUGUUUGAGGUAGCUGGAUCGUGAGUAUCCUGGCAUUGGGCACGCCUAGACUUCGAUUCCAGUAGAGCGGGAUACAUCCUCAAAAGUUAAGCGAAACGGUUCUAACGUCUGUGGGAUUUUCAACCAGCACAUCCUAAUUUCGUUCUCCAGCCGUUGUGACUGAUCGGGCAGGUUUGUUAAUUUGGGGGCACUCGGGUCGCGAGUCAGACGUAAACUACACGCUUAAUAGAGUAGAGGUCAGUCAGCGCAGGGGUAUACGUCUUCGAAACAAGCCUUAGUACACAAUGCUUCUCGUACAACUAAUAUACACGAUACAAGCAGCGAAUAAGCAUCUGUCGUAUUGCUUAAGUGGAGAAAUUGCGGACAACGGCCCGCCAAUCCGU
This is a messenger RNA of Bipolaris sorokiniana ND90Pr, 2219 nucleotides long. RefSeq lists its product as uncharacterized. The transcript has 5 exons. NCBI's taxonomy places the organism in Eukaryota, Fungi, Ascomycota, Dothideomycetes, Pleosporales, Pleosporaceae. Gene Ontology annotation, molecular function: carbohydrate:proton symporter activity. Bases 267 to 1844 code for a protein of 525 amino acids. The record is from RefSeq and is a predicted model, not a curated record. Gene Ontology annotation, cellular component: membrane. Gene Ontology annotation, biological process: carbohydrate transport; transmembrane transport.